AACAGCUUCCAACUAGUGCUCGACUGGCUGCUUUAUGUCUUUCCAUUAUUGAUGACUUAAUUCCGGUUGAUUUAUUGAGGCCACAAACAGCCGGUCAGCGAGCUCAGUGAGCUCAGUGAGCUCAGUGCGCCCAGCGAGCCAUGUUUUGCAAUGGCCAGAACCAGAAGUCAGGACUUGGCCAGGAUGCCAUUUGGUAUGCACACGUACUGGCGUAAAUGGAACUGGAACCACUCGAUGGGAGGGGCAAACCUAGCAGACCAAGCAGCUGUGCUGGUCCAGAACGUGUUUAAUAAAUAAGCCCAGUUAAUAUGGCGCAAAAAGUUGGGGGCAAAGCAAUAUUAUUUUUCCAUUGUGUAAAACGUACUUGGCAUUGUCUGAGCAGUAUUUAUUUUCGAAUUACCUAUCUCGGAGCAUCGACCUCGUUGAAUCGGCAACAGUUAAUGAUGUUAACAGGAGGUCUGAAUGGCCAGCGGCAUCCAUGCAUUCAGCCAUUCCUCCAUUGAUCACUUCGAAAGGAUGAAAAACGAGCUGUUUUCAGAUGGAGAUACUGCCACAAAAGUUCCAACAGCAGGAGCAGCAGUGGCAGCAGGAGGUGUAAUCGAAACGAACGCAAACUGGAUUGGUGCACGUGUACCUGGCCAUAUGGAAAUCGGGGCUUCGGUUACACGCAGCUUCUGUGCACAUGAGACCGAAAUAUGAAAACAACCAAUUGGCAGCUCCCCACAAAGCAAUGUCACCCAACCCGCAGAUGGCGCCGGGUCGUUCGUGAGUGUCAAUUUUCGGCGAUUUUCAUUCGUUUUCCAUUUUCUUGUGCGGAUGCAGCUUUUAAAAGCUCUUUGCUCCGCAGUUUAGCAGUAGGUGAUGCGAAUGGCGCAUUCAAUUAAACGCCUUCCAUUUAACCCGAUGUGCCUGGCUCUACUCGGUGAUACCAAAUUAAAUGCGGAGUGCAUUUGGCCAAAAUGUUGACCCGCGUUAUCGUAUUGUUGUUAUCUUUACUUUCCCUGGAUCCGCUCACGAACGCGUCCAAAUAUCACAGAGAGGCCCUGCAAUUCUUGCUUCGCAAUGGAAAUUUCGACUUGAAUCCACUAAACUGUCACAUAUUAUUGUGGGAAACAUGUCCCAAGCAAUAUAUAGAAUUCCAGCUCUUUACAAGCAAUGGACCCCGUCGAGGAAUUACGUUAAAUGUCAAGAACCCAAUUAGCCUUUAUAAAGGUGGUUUCAGCAAGCAACGCGAAACGGUCUUCAUAAUUCACGGAUUUAAUGGAACCGCUAUCGACAUUCACCUGCAAUUUCUUAGGGAUGCAUACUUGUCUCGCGACUUUAAUGUCAUUACCGUGGACUGGCGACCCCUGACCCGCUAUCCGUGCUAUUUGCACUCCCUGAUCAACACCAGGCUCACGGCGCAGUGCACCGCCCAGAUCUACGCCUUCCUCACCCACUACGGAGCGGUCCGGGAGCGGAUCACCUGCGUGGGCCACUCGCUGGGCGCCCACAUCUGCGGCAUGAUCAGCAACCACCUGACGCGGAAGCAGUACCGCAUCAUCGGCCUGGACCCCGCCCGACCCCUAAUCGAGCGCAAGAAGAGCAACACCUUCCGGCUGUCGCUAGACGACGCCAGCGUCAUCCAGGUGAUCCACACCAACGCCGGAUUCCUGGGCCAGGAGGACAACACCGGGCACCUCAACUACUGCGUCAACGGAGGACGCAUUCAGCCCUUUUGCAAGGGGAAUCCCAUCAGAAGGUCCCGCUGCUCGCACUUUCUGAGCAUCUGCUACUUGGCCACGGCCACUUUCAAGCAUAAAAAGUUCAUGGGUGUUCCUUGUCCCAACGGCUGCCUGCAUCUCAGUGGUCCAAAGCGGCUGCCAGUCAGCGGGAAAACCAAUCCCUUCGAGUUCGCCUCGCUGCUGAGGGAGUACCACAUAGGCAACGACGCCCCCGAUGACGCCCGAGGAUGUAUUUGCAUAGACGUGCCGUAUGCCAAGCACUGCCCCUUCACGGACGCGUAGGAGCUGGUUUUUAAUAGGUUGUAAUUCUAUAAUAGAACUGUUGAUAAUAUAUUCAAUAAUAAUUGAUUUUUGGGACUUUC
Messenger RNA from Drosophila gunungcola (fruit fly), 2086 nucleotides. Its product is annotated as lipase member H-A. The record is from RefSeq and is a predicted model, not a curated record. The transcript is spliced from 8 exons. Gene Ontology annotation, molecular function: lipase activity. NCBI's taxonomy places the organism in Eukaryota, Metazoa, Arthropoda, Insecta, Diptera, Drosophilidae. Bases 960 to 2006 code for a protein of 348 amino acids.